GACAGCCGAACGCAGCACAACGGGUCCCAUCCUGCUGUGCCUAGUAGACACCCGAGUUGUCUCUUUCCACGAAACGGCCUUAGGAGAGGAAAACGGCCAGCAAGAUGAAGCACCUCGUCCUCGUAGGCGCGUGUUACCUGGACACAAUCCUGACCGUGCCGCGCUUCCCCGCAGAAGACUCCAAGCUGCGGGCCACGGCCGUCCAGGUGCGCCGCGGAGGCAACUGCGCCAACUCGCUGGAGGUGCUCGCGCAGCUGCUCGCUGCCGGGCCGCAUCGGCUGCCGCCCGUCAAGCUGCACCUGGUGUCGUGCCUGCCCGACGCUGAGGCACCCGCCACGAGCAGGAUUCUAUCGUCGUUUGGCCACGGCGCCGGAGCCGCUGCCGUCGACUUCGGCUACUGCCUCUACCGGGAGGGCCACCAGGAGCCUGCGAGCAGUUACAUCAUCCGCAGCGCCGAAACCGGGAGCCGGACGAUUGUGAACUACAAUGAUCUUCCCGAAAUGACGGCGAGUGAGUUCGAGAGGAUCGUCGAUGCCUUCGCUGAGCACAGGGACGGGGAUGGGGGUGACGAUGGCGACGGGGUUGGGUGUUGGUGGCAUUUUGAGGGUCGAAUCCCAGAGACAACGCUUCGAUGCAUCCGGUACCUUCGACAGGCCCUGUCGCGCUGCACCAUCAGCGUCGAAGUCGAAAAGCCCGGCCGGGAAGGACUGGUAGAGCUCGCGGCUGAAGCGGAUGUCGUCUUCUACUCGAGAAGCUGGGCCGAGGUAAGUUCGUGUCACAGCGAGUCUCUUCCGAACCAACCAAGCAAGAAUCGGGGGUACACCAGCCCAGAGGCGUGUCUGAGGGCCGAAGCGCCAUCAUCGAGGGCCUCGUUCCUGACUUGUACGUGGGGGGAGCAGGGUGCUGGGGCGCUUGUGCUCCCCAGUCGUGAGUACAUCCACCAUCCUGCAAGUCCAUUCGGAGACAAGAUAUCAGUGGUCGAGUAGGUGGCCGUCUUCUGUUCCAUUUCGUGCCUCUUGGGGUGGAGACGCAUUUGCCUAGCUGCAGGUGAGACGACGUGCAGGUUGCGGAGAGUCUAGGCGCUGCGGCCUGCAGGACUGGAAACCGCCGUAUCGCACUUGCAUCCCGUCGGCAUGCCGCGUCUUUGCCUUGCGACUGACGCUCAUCGCCGAGAUCUGCUG
Thermothielavioides terrestris NRRL 8126 is the source of this 1181-nucleotide messenger RNA. RefSeq lists its product as uncharacterized. Lineage: Eukaryota; Fungi; Ascomycota; Sordariomycetes; Sordariales; Chaetomiaceae. The coding region runs from base 105 to 986 and encodes 293 amino acids. The transcript has 5 exons. The record is from RefSeq and is a predicted model, not a curated record.